AUUUGUGUGCCUUAGCAAUCAGUCAGAAUGUUAUCACGUAUUCAGUAAUGUUAAACUUUCUCAGUGUUCAGAUGCCGCCACGUAGGGAACCCGAUCAUCAGGCUCCUACUCAGGCUACUGUAGUAACACAGUUCCGCGACUACCACGCUGAAAAGUUCUCAGGGCAGGGAGAUCCCCGCAUCGUUGAUGAAUGGAUUCAGGGUUUGGAGUUUAUCUUUGAGCUAGUCCGCGAAAAGUACUACCCUUCCUACUAUCGGGCAGAGAUGGAGCAUCAGUUCUUAGUGCUCCAGCAGGGCACUCGUAUGGUUGAUGAGUACGAGCGAGAGUUCACUAGACUUUCAGCUUUCGUACCGGACCUGGUUCGCACGGAGGCUCAGAGAGCGCAGUGGUUCAUUGACGGGCUUUACCCAGCAGUCCGUCAUAACAUCGUGGGACACGGGACUCAGACCUACGCUGGUGCAGUUUCUAUUGCCCAGGAGGUGGACGCUAGCAUCAGGAGGGAGACUGUUCGUGAUCGUGCCCAGCCAUCCGCCCCAGUUCAGCCAUUCGCAGCUCCACCAGCUCUACCAGCUCCUCAGCCGGCAAAGGAGAAGAAGAGGAAGGGAAAGGGUGCACAGACUGAUCAGAGGACCCGACAGAGACAACAACAGGUUCCACCGUGCCCGACUUGCGGACAACUUCAUCGGAGAGAGUGCCAUGUGGGACAGGACAUUUGCUAUUACUGCCACGAGCCGGGACAUUUUGCGAGUCGCUGUCCGAAGAGACUUCAGCAGCAGCCCCAGCAGCCUCAGCAGGCACCACAGCAGCAGCAGCCAC
Striga hermonthica is the source of this 816-nucleotide messenger RNA. NCBI's taxonomy places the organism in Eukaryota, Viridiplantae, Streptophyta, Magnoliopsida, Lamiales, Orobanchaceae. The record is from the annotation of a GenBank genome assembly.